AUGCUUCUUGACUUAUCCAAAUUCCUUUUCCUCGGCCUUCUGGCCACAGGGGCGACAGCCCGUCCCAGAGCUCCCGCGGGCUUCGUAACAACAUCAGGAACCAAGUUCGAACUAGACGGCAAGGACUUCUACUUCGCCGGCAGCAAUGCGUAUUACUUCCCCUUUAACAAUAACCAAAACGAUGUCGAAGUCGGCCUCGCAGCCGCUAAAGACGCCGGACUCAAGGCCUUCCGCACCUGGGGCUUCAACGACAAGAACCGCACGCACGUCACCGGAGGCCUACCAGACUACGGCGGCGAAGGGGCCGGAGACACGGAGAUCGUGUUCCAGUGGUGGGCGAACGGCACGUCGACGAUCGACCUGGAGCCGUUCGACAAGGUGGUCAAUGCCGCGAAGAAAGUGGGCAUUAAGUUGGUUGUGGCGCUGACGAACAACUGGGCCGAUUACGGAGGGAUGGAUGUUUACACGGUGAAUCUGGGCGGGAGGUAUCAUGAUGAUUUCUACCGUCUGCCGCAGAUCAAGGCCGCGUACAAGCGAUACGUCAAAGAGAUGGUGACGCGUUACAGAGACUCCAACGUCAUCAUGGCCUGGGAGCUAGCGAACGAGCCGCGCUGCGGCGCGGACGGCGUGCGCAACCUGCCGGCAAGCGACGAGUGCAGUCCGGAGCUGCUGACGGGGUGGAUCGACGAGAUGAGCACGUACAUCAAGAAGCUGGACCCGUAUCACCUGGUAACCUGGGGUGGAGAGGGAGGAUUCAACCGGGACUCAGACGACUGGGCGUAUAACGGGUCCGACGGGGGCGACUUCGACGCGGAGCUGCGCCUCAAGAACAUCGACUUCGGCACGUUCCACUCCUAUCCGGACUGGUGGACGAAGACGGUGAAGUGGACAGAUCAGUGGAUUCGGGACCAUGCGAAGUCGAUGCGCCGGGCGAAGAAGCCGGUGGUGCAUGAGGAGUACGGAUGGCUCACGCCGGAAGCACGCAUGUCGAAUCUGGGGACUGUUUCGAAUAUCACUCGUCUGGAGGCUGUGGGCGGAUGGCAGCGCAUUAGCGUCGAGGAGAGGAUGUCGGAUAUGUACUGGCAGUAUGGAUACUCGGGGUAUUCUUAUGGGCGGAAUCACGACGACGGCUUCACGAUCUUCCUUGAUGACGAGGAAGCGAAGAAGCUUAUUUACGAUCAUGCUACGAAAGUCAACAGGCUCAAUCGGAAAUAG
Messenger RNA from Aspergillus steynii IBT 23096, 1215 nucleotides. RefSeq names its product glycoside hydrolase 5 family protein. The record is from RefSeq and is a predicted model, not a curated record. The transcript is spliced from 5 exons. Gene Ontology annotation, molecular function: hydrolase activity, hydrolyzing O-glycosyl compounds. Bases 1 to 1215 code for a protein of 404 amino acids. Lineage: Eukaryota; Fungi; Ascomycota; Eurotiomycetes; Eurotiales; Aspergillaceae.